AAAAAUUUACGUCAUCGCAUGCGCAGAAGAGUAAACAGGAAGUGGCUAAAAUCGUCGGCAUAAUCAGCUAUAUUUUGGAUUGUUUUGCGAAAAAUUAACCUUGGAAAAUGGAAUUAGCACAUAGUCUAUUAUUGAAUGAAGAAGCUUUCAAAAAAAUUCCAGAAAAUAAAAGACCUGUAUUUGUAUUUGAAUGGCUGAGAUUUCUGGAUAAAGUUCUAUCUGCCGCACAAAAAUCUGAUAUAAAAGAAAAACAGAAGAAAUUAGUGGAACAAUUAAUAAAUCAAAUAAGUGAAUCUCCGGGUCCGCCAACGAGAAAGCUACUAGCCAGAAACCUCGCCACAUUGUUUGUUGUUGGCGAUUCAUUUGACCUGUUUCAUACGAUCGGCAAAUGUAAUGAUAUCAUAAAGAACAAGGAUGACUCUCCAAGCUUCCUGCCAACGAAACUUGCAGCCAUUGCUUGCUUGGGAGCAAUGUACGAAAAGCUCGGGCGGAUGACAGGACGAUCAUUUGAAGAUACUGUACAAAUACUCAUUAAGGCUUUAAAGAAUGCUGAGAGUCAAGGACGUAGUGAGAUAAUGUUGACCUUGGAGAAGGUAAUUGGAGGUCUGGGGUCUGCAGGAGGUGGGAUAUACAAAGACAUAUAUAAGGCAGCUAAACAGUGUAUGACAGAUAGGGCCAUGUCUGUAAGAUGUUCAGCAGCAAAGUGUAUGAUGCAGUUGGUUAAAGAAGCACAGUUUAUGUAUACAGCAGAACUAGAAACAGUUACUUCCCUUUGUUUCCGAGCUUUAGAUGGAUCUAAUUAUGAUGCACGUUGUGCUAUUGGUAAACUUCUUGGUGAACUGCUUUAUUCUGCCCAGUCUGUGAAGACACCUGUGGGUAAGUCUAAGCUUGUUAAAGUAGAAGAUGUUCUAACUCUCCUGGCAUCAGGUUUCCUUAAAGGAGGUAUUGGUUUCUUAAAGAGUUCUGGUGAAAUGAUUAAAGGCAGCUCUAAAGAAAUAAACCGAGAAAUCAGAGUGGGCAUUACACAUGCUUACAUAGGGUUUGUAAGAACAAUGGGAGGUUUAUGGUUGGAACGAAACAUUUCUCUUUUUCUAAACCAUGUCCUUAACCUGGUGGCCAAUCCUAAAGCCACACCCACCCAUGUGGAUGCUGUCUAUGCCAGGAAGUGUGUCCUAUUUAUAAUGCGAUGUUGUAUUGGUGAAUUACUGGGAGAGAAAGCUCAGAUUGCAGCUGCCAAGGAAAUAUGCCAAAUUAUAAUCAAACAAAUGAAUACUGUUGGGGAGGCAGCAGUGGAUAGUGCCAAUGACGCCAAGUCACAAAGUAUACUAGGUGGGCAACAUGUGCUGGUGUGUGCUCUACACGAGUUGGGAAGUCUUGUUCUUAGAUUAGGAACUUCAGCUAGUCCCUUAGUAGCAGAACCAGCAACAGGUAUUAUAGAACCAGUUGUGUCAGUAUUGAUACACCCCAGUCCAGCCUCCCGACUCUCAGCGUCAUGGUGUCUUGGAUGUAUAGCUCGAGCUCUACCCUCACAGUUGACUCCUUUAUUAGAUCGGUGUGUAGAGAGAAUGGAUAAAUUGAAGAGUUCCCCUGAGGCAGUGUCUGGAUACAGUAGUGCUAUAGCUGCCCUUUUGGGCGGCAUUUACCAAUGUCCUCUGGGAAUACCUCACGCAAAGGGAAAGCAAUUAUUUAAUUUGGCGGAGGAGUUACUGAGGACUGCAUCACAGAACAGUAGAUUAUCUCUACAGAGAACACAGUCUGGAUGGUUGUUAUUUGGAUCUUUGAUGACAUUGGGAACACCAGUUGUGAAGAACCAUUUACCCAGAAUGUUGUUACUAUGGAGAAAUGCAUUCCCCAGAUCUAACAAGGAAUUAGAAUCUGAGAAAGUAAGAGGUGACGCUUUUACUUGGCAGGUCACUUUAGAGGCAAGGGCUGGUGCACUAGGAGCUAUGUACAGUUUCUUGCUGAACUGUAGAGAAUUGGUCACAGAGGAUGUUAUUAGAAGAUUACUUGCACCUCUAGAGUGUGCACUUCUCAUGUUUUCACAUAUCCCUGGUGUUAUAAAACAGUGUGGCUCCCAGUUGAAGGCCAGUGCUGCUAUGGUUAGGUUGCGCUUAUAUGAUGUCUUAUCGUUACUCCCUCCAGACACAUUUGAGGCUACCUAUACAGUAUUGCUGAGAGAGUUGGUGGCCGAGUUCACAUUGACAGAUAAUCCAGCCAAUACAACAACAUCACUCCUGAGAUCUCUCUGUCACGUGGACGAUAGUGUUAUAUUAGGAUCAUGGUUACAGGAAACUGACCAUAAAGCUAUAGAAGAUCAGUUUGAACCUGAACGUAAAGUGGAUUCAAAUGUACUUCAACCAAACAGUGCAUCAGGGUCUGGAGCAUUAGAACAUGAUUCACACUCGUUAUAUCAAAGAUGCCCUCUGAGUGACCCAGUUCCAGGACCUCUGCCAUUGGGUGUAGCAGUGAUUGAUAGUUCUGUCAAGUUGUAUGGAUCAGUAUUCCCACGUGUGGCACAUAAACACAGGUUUCAGAUGUUACAACACUUUAACGAAUGCAUCAGACAAGCCAAAUCAUUCAGACAGCAGGCUGUACAGAUGAACAUAUUUACUGCAGUGUUGUGUUCAUUAAAGAGUUUGGCUGAAACAAAGACCAGUGUUGGACCAGAUGAUGUUAGACAGGCAGCUUUCAACCUUAUAUUGGGUGCUUUAGGAAGUCAGAACCCAAUCUUAAGAUGUGCUGCAGGAGAGGCCUUGGGUAGAAUAGCUCAGGUGGUUGGAGAUAGUAGAUUUAUUGCUGAUAUGGCACAAAGUAGCUUUAAUAGUUUGAAGUCCGCCAGAGAUGUAGUUAGCAGGACUGGACAUUCCCUUGCUCUGGGUUGUCUUCACAGAUAUGUUGGAGGGAUGGGGUCAGGACAACAUCUGAAUACAAGUGUUAGCAUACUCUUAGCCCUAGCACAAGAUUCCAGUUCACCAGUUGUGCAGGUUUGGUCAUUACAUGCUUUAGGACUAAUAGCUGAUUCAGGAGGUCCUAUGUUCCGUAGUUACGUGGAGCCUACCUUGACCUUAGUGUUACAGUUAUUACUGACAGUGCCUCCCUCUACAGUAGAUGUUCAUCAAUGCCUGGGGAAAUGUUUGUCUGCACUCAUAACAUCAUUAGGACCUGAAUUACAAGGAAACAGUGGUUCAAUAGCCACAGCCAGAUUAUACUGUAUGGUGUGCUGUGCUAUUAUGCAGUGCCAUCAGGACUCUUUAGUCAACGCUGAGGCCAUCACAUGUCUACAACAAUUACAUAUGUUCGCUCCCCGUCACGUCAAUCUGACAUCAUUAAUUCCUCAGCUUUGUGAGAAUUUAGCCAGUGGUCAUUUAUUGUUACGAAGAGCUGCUGUGGGCUGUUUACGUCAGCUGGUGACAAGAGAGGCUGGGGAGGUCAGUGAGCAGGCCCUAACUCUAGCCGUCAGUGAAGGGAAGGAAGGACAACCUGAUUCCUUUAUUACUGACACGGGAUUAGAGGGGUCGUUAUUUGGGAUGAUGGAUACAGAGACGGAUGGUAAACUGAUAUCAGACGUACAGGACACCAUUGAUAGCUUAUUACAAGCACUGGCCACCCGUAAUCUCACUCGAUGGCUCAAACUUCUUAAAGACGUCCUCUCAGCAUCAACAGACACAACCAGUAGUUUACAGGAUGGAGAUAAUGAUUUAGAUGAUAAAGAUUCUGAAGAUGAAGAUGACAAUGAAACAUUUACUGCUUUAGAAGCUGAUGUAACUCACCCUACUGUAGCUCCAAGAUGGCCGACUCGAGUGUUUGCUACUGAAUGUUUAAGAAUGAUUGUAACAGCCUGUGAAGUAGAUGAUACACAUUUUGAUCUGGAAAAAGCAAGGAACCUCAAGAAUACAACUGGUCAAGUGAAUUACUUAGUGUUACAUCUGUCAGAAUUGGUCAGGAUGGCCUUCAUAGCAGCUACCUCAGACAGCAACCAACUUAGACUUGCUGGACUCUCUGCUUUACAGGAUGUUAUUAUGAAGUUUGCUAAGGUACCAGAACCAGAAUUUCCAGGUCAUGUGAUCUUAGAACAGUUUCAAGCACAGGUUAGUGCAGCAUUGCGACCAGCUUUCUCUCAAGACACACCCUCGGAUGUGACUGCAGCAGCUUGUAAUGUAUGUAGUACAUGGAUUGGAAGUGGUGUUGCCAGGGAUUUAAAUGAUUUACGCAGAGUUCAUCAACUACUUGUAUCCUCAUUAGCAAAACUUAACUCAGGAAAAUCACAGUCACAAAUAUACAACGAAAGUGCAGUCACAAUGGAAAAACUAGCAGUAUUACGAGCUUGGGCAGAGGUUUACAUUGUAGCUGUUGAAAGAGAUAAAGAGAAUGAAAAAGGAGUAAAUAAUAAAUCUAAGUUUGACGAUGAAUAUAGUGACAACUCUAGAGAAAGUUUAUUAUCUCUUGUCAAACCAGAGUUACCUACCCUUAGUCAGAAUUGGUAUGGGGCUCUCAGGGAUUAUGGCUAUCUCUCACUUCCCUCGGAAUACUCGAGUCAGUUGCCAUCAGAAGGUGGAACAUUCUAUCAUCCAGAUACAAUAGAGUCGGCUAAGCAGCAUUAUAAACAAUGUUGGCCUUCUAUACUACAUGCAUUAACCAUAUGGCUAAAAGAGACAGAAUUUACAAAUAAAGAUAAAGAUGAUGGCAAUGAGAACAAUGUUCCAGCUAACAUGAAUGAUGUGAAUAAAGAAAGAUUUUUCUUACUCUUAGGUGUAACAAUGGAAGCUUUAACCAAUCAUACAACUAUUAUACCUGAACUGAAUUUUAUGUCCUUGUUAAAAGGAUUACAUGCAAUGGUUGUCUCUGAUUGGCCACGUAAAUACAUCGCUGAAGAUCCGGUAUUAUCUGUAGAAAUUCUAACUGUGAUGCAUAGAACAUUCCUAACAAGAGAAAAUCUACAACUUCAUUUAGUAGCUGCUGAUGUAGUAAAACAAGUUAUCCUUAGUUACACAGAUUUCUUAGACUCACAGAAAAUCUUUAAUAAAGAGAAAGAAUCUCCUGUGAGUACCGAGAGUAGUACAGAGUCCAUGGAUACCACAGAUAGUAAUGUUACAGUUGGAGAAGGAGGGGAAUCAGGGGAAAUAGAACAAGGAAAAUCUCUUGUCUUUGCUGCAUUAGAGGCCUGUAUGUGUGUCAUAUCAAAACAUAUCCCUGUAUUGAACCCCUCAGCUCCCACAACUGGUUUCCAGGCUCCUGCACGACGUUUGUCAGACGAGUGUUGUCAACUGAUGGCUGCUGUAGUGUCUGUACUAGGAGAUCUGCCCAGUCUGUGUUCACCUGCAGGUAGUACCAAUGUCCUACCUACAGUUUUGUAUUUGAUUACGGGUGUGUUAAGAGAAAUGUCUUCCAAGUCUGCCGAGAGGAAAUCACCUGCUGUUGUUAGCUCAUGUUUAUGCACGCUGAAAUCACUUUGUACCUCAUCAUUCCUCUCUGACGAUACUAUCUCUGGACGAUGGUCACAGUUGUUACAGAGUGCUCUCAAAACUGUUCUCAAUAGUGCUAACCAAACUGAAGAGAAACCUGCCAUGGAUGAUGUGACUUUAUUAGGAACUGUUACAAUAUUUUUAUUAUAUGCACCUCCAGAAAUUGUUGACUGUAUGGAUAUCAGGAAUCAAUGUCUGGAUAUGUUUCUAAACACCUGGGCCUCACAUAUAUAUGAGAUUCAACUAAAAAGUAUCCAGAUGUUUACUUCAAUAAUACAACAUUUAGGUAAAGAGCGUGCUGGUGGCUUCAUUAAAGGUUUCGCUCCAAAGUUAGCAGAAUAUUUGUUACGUGUUAAAGACAAUGUAGCAGUUGUGGAUGACGAAUUAAAUAUUGUUAUAGCAUCAUUGGGUGCGUUCGAAUCAUUAGUGCCAUUAGCUAAUGAUGAUAAAAAAUUAACAGUGCUGACUAUAUUUAUUCCUAUUCUUGUUUCAUUUCUAUUGGAUGAUUUUGACAGUGCAUCUACAGCUAGGGGAACACUCCAUGAAGAUUCAUUACAACGAUUGAUGAAAAUAGGACCACAAUAUCCAACGGAAUUCCGUACAAUAAUGGCAGGACAAUCCAUUCUUAAAUCAAAACUUGAAAGUGCUAUAAAACUCAGUCAGACAGCUAAAAAUAUGGCUUUAUCUAAAUCUAAUUCACAUGACCUAAAGGCUACCAGUGUACCUGUUAAACCAAGGAUUACGUUAAAGACAAAUUUUGGGAAUUAUACAGGUUAAAGACUACACAGUAGAUCAUUAUUUGUAUACCAUUGAUAGCUAUUGUCAUCUUUUGAUUACACAGAAUAAAAUUGAGAAUGGAAAGAAGUUUAGGUUAGUUGAUAUUAGUGCAUUCUGGGUAAUAUUUUCUCAAGCUUUCAUAAACAGAAGUUUAGGUUAGUUGUUAUUAGUGCAUUCUGGGUAAUAUUUUCUCAAGCUUUCAUAAACAGAAGUUAAGUUAGUUGAUAUUAUUGCAUUCUGGGUAAUAUUUUCUUAAGCUUUCAUAAACAGAAGUUUAGGUUAGUUGUUAUAAGUGCAUUCUGGGUAAUAUUUUCUCAAGCUUUCAUAAACAGAAGUUUAGGUUAGUUGUUAUUAGUGCAUUCUGGGUAAUAUUUUCUCGAGCUUUCAUAAACAGAAGUUAAGUUAGUUGAUAUUAGUGCAUUCUGGUUAAUAUUUUCUCAAGCAUUCACCCAGUAGUUGAUAAUUCUCAGAUCUGCAGUGACAUCACAACAUGUAACUGACCAAUCAAUGAUUAGCAUUUUUGUUAUGUAAACAAUGUUGAUAGGUGAUGCGGAUAAGAUUCCUCUAGAUUUUCCAUAGACUUAUUGCAAAUUAAUUUAAUUGAUAUAUAUCAUAACCAGUUGAAUAUAGUAAUUUUACUCUUUUAAUACUGUUAAAGACACUAUAUACUAUCUCCAUUUUG
This is a messenger RNA of Mytilus trossulus (common blue mussel), 6921 nucleotides long. Its product is annotated as HEAT repeat-containing protein 5B-like. Lineage: Eukaryota; Metazoa; Mollusca; Bivalvia; Mytilida; Mytilidae. Gene Ontology annotation, cellular component: endocytic vesicle; membrane; Golgi apparatus. The record is from RefSeq and is a predicted model, not a curated record. Gene Ontology annotation, biological process: intracellular protein localization; endocytosis; retrograde transport, endosome to Golgi. The coding region runs from base 108 to 6239 and encodes 2043 amino acids. The transcript has 38 exons.